CGUAUUUAGAAUUCAAUAUGGCUGCUAUGAUAUACAAGCAAAUAUUGUAAGAUAGAAGAUACUCAUCUGUGUAGUCGUUACCAAUCAGUAACUAUCAUAUUUACUACUAAUAAUCAUUUGUUCGACAGUUAAUAACAAAUUGCAUUACACAAGAAUUUAGAAAUUUAUAUCAGGUAAGUAUCUAAUAUGGAAUAUAAAUCGAGAAAGGUUUAUUAUGGAGUCAUAUGUCGAGAAAAUUCCAUUAAUAACAACUUCAAUCUCAAGUCAUUACCGACGGACUUUUAAUGUUCAACUGGUACCUAAAUGUGCAGAUUUUGAACUAAAAGCAAUAGAGUGUUAUGAAGCUUAUGGCUAUCAGGGGGGGCGAAAGAAACAGUUAUGUCAAGACUAUCUUGCUGAUCUUAAAGAAUGUUUAUUUAAAAGAAAGUCUAUACUUCGAUUACAAACAAUGCACGAGGAAAGAAUGCGCCAAUACAAAGAAGGAAUUAGAAAGAAAGAAGAUAUUUUUGCUCCAUCACCGCCUCAAGACUCGUUAUAAACAUGUCAUGAUUCUUAAAAUGAGAUAUAGUCUUUAUUAAAAAAUGUAUGUAACGUAAAUAAACAUUUAAAUAUAUUAAAA
Molecule: messenger RNA, 619 nt
Organism: Vespa mandarinia (Asian giant hornet)
Lineage: Eukaryota; Metazoa; Arthropoda; Insecta; Hymenoptera; Vespidae
Gene: ND-15
Product: NADH dehydrogenase (ubiquinone) 15 kDa subunit
Source: RefSeq, a predicted model, not a curated record